AUGAGCAACACCACUGUUGAUCUCGUUGGAAGCACCUCCUGGAACGGAGCUGAUGCCUACGAUCCAGGUGAAGAGUUACACGAUCGAGCCCUAGCAGUUCUCGACAAGCUCAAUUGUAAUCACCUCUUAUCCGUUUCUGAGGCCCUCAAAAAUGGAGUCCCUUGCACUUUCAGCCAAAACUUCUCCAUCGGCCACUUCAACAUGGUUCGCCGCAUUGGCUUCACCGACGGCACUAGCUGGAUUGCCAGGGUGAGACUGCCAGAGCUCCGCACAGUUUUCGGCGGCCGUGAAGCCCUCAAUAUAGCCAGAACUCUCAGGGUCGAGGUUACCGGCAUGAAGUUCUUCAACGCCGAUACAAGCAACCAAGUUGGCUCUCUAUACAUCCUCAUGGAUUACAUUCACGGAACUGUUGCUACAGAAUUGAGAGAUACAAACGAAUGUGAGGGUGGACUCUUCGGCACGCCAGACCAAGAUCGGCAUUUCAGGAUGCAAAUGGCUGAUAUCCAAGCAACGGUAUCUUCCUUCAAACUCCAUGAGAUCGGGAGCCUCUAUUAUGAUGAAAAGACUUCCGACUUCUUCAUCGGCCCAGAGACAGAGACAGAGACCGGCAAGGGACCUUGGAAUUCUGCUCUGGAGUAUUACGAUGAUCUCUCAAACCACGCUCUUCAAAAACCCGACAAAGAGUCUUUCAGCCUUGUGAAUCGCGACUUCGGAGCCCACAACCUCCUGGUGGAUGAUAAAUUCCAGAUCGUCGGGGUCAUCGACUUUGACGGCGUCAUGGCGGCCCUUAUAAAAGUUGUCGCCCAGUACCCAGUCUUAACGAGACUGAACCGAGAGCCACCUGGGUGUGUUGAGACGAGACCCGCAGCAAUUGAGCGCAUCGAGAGGACGAAGCCGAAGCUCAAGGAAUACAAGGAGAUGCUGGCGGCUGCGGAAAGCAAGCACGGAAAUAUCGACGAGGGAGCCACCCUGAUCGCGGAUAUGUUGCUUUCAGAUGAUGCGAGUGUGCUUCAGGGCCUGGUGAGAUAUCAGGGCCGCCAGGUUUCUGUGAACAAUCAGUGGAUGGAAGCUUAG
This is a messenger RNA of Fusarium proliferatum ET1, 1074 nucleotides long. RefSeq lists its product as uncharacterized. The record is from RefSeq and is a predicted model, not a curated record. Lineage: Eukaryota; Fungi; Ascomycota; Sordariomycetes; Hypocreales; Nectriaceae. The transcript is spliced from 3 exons. Bases 1 to 1074 code for a protein of 357 amino acids.